Molecule: messenger RNA, 342 nt
Organism: Sporothrix schenckii 1099-18
Lineage: Eukaryota; Fungi; Ascomycota; Sordariomycetes; Ophiostomatales; Ophiostomataceae
Exons: 1
Coding region: 1-342 (113 amino acids)
Source: RefSeq, a predicted model, not a curated record
AUGCGCAGGUGCGGCGCGGGGCAAAGCUUUUGCUGGCGCCAGCGUAUGCGGCAGGCGCAACAGGCAGCGCGGGCGUUGACGCAAGAGACCGCAGGCAGGUGCUACCCUGCGCGGCUUCCCCAAGCAGCAUCGAGCAGCGCUCCUCCGCCGCUAACAGCGAGCACCAGCGUAUUUUUGGUGGUCGGAUGUCGAAUUGAGCACGUGAUGCCCAUUUCGGGCAAGAGCGACGAAACCCCAAUGACGCCAGCAUCGAAACAUAAAAGCAUUGCGGAGAGCUACGGAAAGUGUCCGAGGAACCAGAUAUAUAGCCAUUGCGCCAUGUCUUUUGUUUCAGUGGCCUGA